This is a messenger RNA of Quercus lobata, 1246 nucleotides long. RefSeq names its product probable leucine-rich repeat receptor-like protein kinase At1g35710. The transcript has 2 exons. Bases 137 to 1246 code for a protein of 369 amino acids. Gene Ontology annotation, molecular function: protein binding. NCBI's taxonomy places the organism in Eukaryota, Viridiplantae, Streptophyta, Magnoliopsida, Fagales, Fagaceae. The record is from RefSeq and is a predicted model, not a curated record.
CGUGUGAAAUCUGUAUCAAAUCCUUUCUCUCUUACCCACCAUCGUCAAAACUGAUUGGACCUGUAAAUAGUGCGGGGGAACGUAGACAUUUUAAAUAGAAUUCUGAACCAGUUUGUAACUUGUAAAACAAAGAGCCAUGGCAUUGACUAACUUGAAAAAAGUGUUUUCCCUCUUUUCUCUGGUCGCGUUGGCCAUCUUACAUUCCUCAUUCGAUGUUGCCUCUCUUUCUGUGAAUGAAGAGGCAGAGAUGGAUGCUCUACUCAAUUGGAAAGCUAGUCUUCAAAAUGAGACACAGUCACCCCUGCCUUCAUGGAUUCUCCUUCCUAAUAAUGCAACCAGUUCUUUGAGCAAUCAAAAUACAAGCUCAAGCUCAAGCCCAUGCAGUUGGUUCGGUAUUUCUUGCACCCAAGCAGGAAGUGUUACUACAUUAAACUUGACGAACUCUCGCUUGAAAGGUACGCUUCAUGAUUUUCCAUUCUCAUCUCUCCCUAGUCUUGCUUACCUUGAUCUCAGCAUGAAUGAGCUAUUUGGUACAAUCCCUCCUGAAAUUAGUCACCUCUCCAAACUCAAAUUUCUUGAUCUAUCCUUUAAUAACUUUUCGGGGGCAAUCCCACCGCAGAUUGGCCUACUGAUCAAUCUUGAGAUCCUGUCCCUAGCUGAAAAUCAAUUAAAUAGCUCGAUUCCUCCAGAAAUAGGCCAGUUAAAGUCUCUCAAUACCCUUUUAUUGUUUGCCAACAAUCUCCGUGGCUCCAUUCCUGCUUCUUUAGGUAAUUUGAGCAACCUGAUUCACUUGUAUCUCAAUGAUAAUGUGCUUUUGAAUUCCAUUCCAGCAUCUUUGGGCGAUUUAAGCAACUUGGCUUAUUUGGCCCUUUAUAAUAAUCUACUCUCUGCCUCCAUUCCACCAGAAAUUGGAAACCUUAGCAAUUUACUUGAACUUGAUAUAAGUAACAAUAGUUUAACAGGUCCCAUUCCUUAUAGUAUUGUAAACCUUGAAAUGCUAACAUUGUUGCAAGUGUUUCAAAAUCACCUCAACGGCUCCAUCCCCCCAGAAAUUGGAAAUUUAAAGUCCAUAACUACUCUUGAUCUCGCCAACAAUCAAUUAAGUGGUACUGUUCCAAUUUUCUUGGGUAAUUUAAGUUCCUUAGAAGUUCUAUAUCUUCGUGAAAACCAAUUUUCUGGUCCUAUUCCUCAAGAGAUAGGAAAUCUCACAAAGUUGACUACGCUGGUCCAAUACCAAAAACCUUGA